UCUAAUGCAGGGUGGACUGAUAGAACGUCCGGCUAGCCUCCGAUGCCAGUCGAACUCUGCUCCACCAGAAGUCCGAUCGCGAACCCAAGAAAAAAAAAGUUAAAAGACCCCAUAAAAACCCAAUGGUGUUGCCACCGAGCGAGAUAAAAAACCGACCUAGGUACGCGAAGGUCAAGUUAGUCUAAAGGAACUAGUUCUCUGUUAAAUACCUAGGUGAGAAGAGGUGAGCAGAAAACAACCUACCUAUAAGGUAUACCAAAACCAUGGAGCACGACCCAGCGCGCUCCCUCGCAGACGUGGGCUUCUACCCCGAAUCUGCCCCAGAAACCCCAUACCUAGGCCUAGACACCAGCGCCUUCCCCUCAGGCGUCGCCUCCCCAGACCCGCUCCUAACCCCGUCCAACAACAACAAUGACUAUUUCCCACUGGACCGCACGGCGCUGGCCCAAGCCCUCGGUCAGAACCGGGACAGCAGCAGCCAGCUCUCGAUCCGGAUGCAGACGCGGGACAUCACGGACCGCACUCACCACGACGAUGACGAUGACGAGGUGCUCCCGGACUUAAUGCUAGAACUCAGCGCUAUUCGAAGCCGGACCCGCAGCGCCGUCGCCGCAGGCCGGAUCCCCGACAUAGAAUCCGGGAGUAGCACCCCGGUGCGCACAAAGGGUCGUUCACAAGGCGUACCGCCCGAACUGCCCAAUUUCGCCGCGGAGGUAAUCUUCGUGCUGGUAUGCACGGCAGGCCAAUUCAUCUUCGCGCUGACGUACGGACACGCCAACGUAGCGCAGUUGCAGCUACGCACCGCUUUGGGACUGCCCGCAACGCAGAUCCCGUGGGUUUUAGGGUCAGGGCUGUUAGCCAGUGGACUGUCAGUGAUAGUCGCGGGGUCGUUGGCGGAUUUAGCAGCGCCGAAGCCGUUGAUGGUGGGCGCGUUUAUUUGGAGCGCUGUGUGGCAUGCGGUUGCCGCUGCGGCGCUUUCGCCUAGGCUUAAGGUGCUGUUUUUUGUUGCGCGCGCUAUGCAGGGGCUUUCCCAGGGCGUGCUGGUUUCGGCUUCGAUGAGUAUUUUGGGGCGGGUUUAUAAGCCGGGUGUGCGCAAGACGAGGGUGUUUUCGUUGAUGGCGGCUGGUGCCCCUUUCGGGUUCUCUAUAGGCUGCCUUCACGGGGGCGCACUGAGUAGUCGUCUACCAUGGCUUUUUGGUAGCACGGCCAUCUUUCUCGGCGUUGUCGCUAUAGCCGCGCACAUGACGCUACCAGAUCUAAGUCCCGCAAAAGACAGUCAUGAUGUAGAUGCGCCCUCACUGCGACAGUUCGACUAUGUCGGUGCUUUACUCUCGUCUACAGGUUGCGGUCUUGUGCUUUUCGGGUUGACACAGGGUUCGUCUGCUAAUUGGAACCCUUACACGUACUCGCUUAUCAUUGCGGGUGUCCUGAUGUUUGUCGCAUUCGCUUUCGUCGAGCGCAGCUUGGAAAGACCACUGAUCCCAAACGGUCUCUGGAAGACGCCGGGAUUUGCAGCGCUGCUCGUGGCGUAUUUCCUCGGAUUUGGGGGUUUCACUGGAGCGUGGCAAUUUUACGCCGUCCAAUUUUGGCAAAGGUAUCAGGGCGCGACACCAAUAACCGUAGCCCUCUACAUCUUACCCAAUGGAAUCGUCGGCGUAUUGGCGGCGUAUAUCGUGUCUAAAACACUACACAUAUUUCCGGGACACUGGAUUUUCAUAGCUAGCAUGAUCGCUUUUGCUAUAGGACCAGCUUUCUUCCUCCCUCAAACACCAGACACAUCCUACUGGGCUUUAUCGUUCCCAGGAGUGGCGCUUGCGACGUUCGGCCCGGACAUGAGCUUUGCCGCAGCGGCCAUCUUCAUCACAUCUAGCGUACCGCGGUCCUACCAAGGGUCCGCCGGCGCCCUGUUGGUUACGGUGCAGAAUCUGACAUCAGCCAUCAUGACGUCGAUCUCUGACUCGAUCGGCGUCAAGGUUGAUCAGUUGCCUUCGGGUGAGAUCGGACUCGCGGGGCUGAAAGCCAUCUGGUGGUUUGGUCUUGCCUCCGCGCUGACGGGAGCCGUGAUCACGGCUACCUUCGUAAGAAUUCCGAAGGCAGAAGAGAAGGAGCAUGUGCAGUAAUGAACCUUGCUUAAAAGGAUUGAUUUGGGUAGUGUAACAUCGGCGAUUCAGGGUGGUUAUUAUAGAAGGGGAUAUAGUUACGGACGAGGUACUCGGUGGUAAUGAGGGUAUACGCAAAAUCCAUGGAUGUGGGGUAUGAUGAGUUAAAAGAG
Annulohypoxylon maeteangense is the source of this 2272-nucleotide messenger RNA. RefSeq names its product MFS general substrate transporter. Gene Ontology annotation, cellular component: membrane. The coding region runs from base 264 to 2120 and encodes 618 amino acids. The transcript is spliced from 3 exons. NCBI's taxonomy places the organism in Eukaryota, Fungi, Ascomycota, Sordariomycetes, Xylariales, Hypoxylaceae. Gene Ontology annotation, molecular function: transmembrane transporter activity. Gene Ontology annotation, biological process: transmembrane transport. The record is from RefSeq and is a predicted model, not a curated record.